Messenger RNA from Clonostachys byssicola, 1491 nucleotides. The record is from the annotation of a GenBank genome assembly. NCBI's taxonomy places the organism in Eukaryota, Fungi, Ascomycota, Sordariomycetes, Hypocreales, Bionectriaceae.
AUGAGCCUCAUCACACUGACCGGCGCCGGAGGGAGGCAAAUUCAAGUCAAUACGGGGCUCUUUAUAAACAAUAAAUUCAUUGCAGCAGAGGGAAAUGAGGUUUUGGAGGUCGAGAACCCGUACAAUGGCAAGAUAUUAGCAUCAUGCUCGGCAGCAACCAAGAGGGAUGUUGAUGCAGCUGUCGCAUCUGCCGAGACUGCAUUUUAUAAGUCUUGGAAGGACAUCCGUCCAUCGACCCGAGGAUCGCUACUCAACAAGCUAGCAGACCUGAUCGAGAGAGAUGCCGAUGAUUUGGCAAGCUUGGAAGCCUUGGAGGCAGGAAUUCUCUUCUCCGACUCAAAGGCACUACACAUAACCCAGGCCACGGAAACACUGAGAUAUUUUGCGGGCUGGGUAGACAAAAUCACAGGGCAGUCGCUCAACAUUCCACAAGGAUAUGCUUAUACAACUCGAGUUCCGAUUGGAGUCUGUGCUGCCAUCGUACCCUGGAAUGCACCUCUGAUGAUUACUAUCUGGAAACUGGCUCCUGCUAUUGCUGCGGGCAAUGUGCUUAUUAUUAAGACACCGGAGUUGACGCCACUGUAUGGCCAAAAGCUAGCUAGCUUAAUCCAAGAAGCCGGUUUUCCCUCGGGUGUUAUCAAUAUCCUCUGUGGUCAUGGCCCAGUUGCUGGCCAAGCACUAGCUGAGCAUCCAAGAGUCAGGAAACUGGCAUUCACAGGAAGCUCGCCCGUUGGCCGUCAGAUUCUCCGUGCAGCUGCUGAUUCCAACCUUAAAAAGGUUACCCUCGAGCUUGGAGGAAAGAGUCCGUCUAUUGUCUUUUCUGAUGCCGACCUAGACAACGCAGUGUUCUGGACAAGUAUCGGCAUCACGGCAAAUAAUGGCCAGGUUUGUGCCGCUGGAUCUCGGUUGUACAUCGAAGAGAGCAUAUUCGAUAAAUUUAUAUCGGCGUUUGCUGCGAAGCUGAACCAGACUAGUUACGGUGACCCUCUGCUUCCGGAGACGACCAAAGGGCCAGUCAUUAGUCAUGGCCAGAAGGAUAAGAUCAACAAGUACAUUGAACAGGCCAAGCAGACGGGCUUAAAGCAGAUUGAAGGCAACGGAAUUCAACAAACUCCCACGGGCCAUUUUGUUGCCAACACCGCGUUCCUAAAUGUACCCGGCGAUGCACAGAUCAUGAAGGAAGAGAUAUUCGGCCCUGUUGCGUCAAUAUCAACUUUCAAAACCGAGGAGGAGGUGAUCGAAAAGGCAAAUGACAACGAACACGGCCUAAGUUCAGCGGUUUUUACCAAAGAUGUCGAUAAGGCGUAUCGGGUAGGCACAGCAUUGGAAGCUGGACAAGUGACCAUUAACUAUUGGGGUGGAAUCAAUGCCAACACGCCCUUCGGGGGGAUCAAACAGUCCGGGUUUGGUAGAGAUAUGGGAGAAGAGGCCCUCGAUGGUUGGUUGGUGUCCAAAACGCUGAAGUAUAGCAUCCCGCCGUCCAAACUAUAG